UCUACUGAAGUAACACAGUUUUCUUUGUUUUUAGUGCCACCAUGGCAACUGCACCAUACAACUACUCUUACAUCUUUAAAUAUAUUAUUAUUGGGGACAUGGGAGUAGGAAAAUCUUGCUUGCUUCAUCAAUUUACAGAAAAAAAAUUUAUGGCCGAUUGUCCUCACACAAUUGGUGUUGAAUUUGGUACAAGAAUAAUUGAAGUUAGUGGCCAAAAAAUCAAACUGCAGAUAUGGGAUACAGCAGGACAGGAGAGGUUUAGGGCUGUUACACGAAGCUACUACAGAGGAGCUGCAGGAGCGCUUAUGGUGUAUGAUAUCACUAGAAGAAGUACGUAUAACCACUUAAGCAGCUGGUUGACAGAUGCAAGGAAUCUCACCAAUCCAAAUACUGUAAUAAUUCUCAUAGGAAAUAAAGCAGAUUUGGAGGCACAGAGAGAUGUUACUUAUGAAGAAGCCAAACAGUUCGCUGAAGAAAAUGGCUUAUUGUUCCUUGAAGCAAGUGCAAAAACGGGAGAGAACGUAGAAGAUGCUUUCCUCGAGGCUGCCAAGAAAAUCUAUCAGAACAUUCAGGAUGGAAGCCUGGAUCUGAAUGCUGCCGAGUCUGGUGUACAGCACAAACCCUCAGCUCCGCAGGGAGGACGGCUAACCAGUGAACCCCAACCCCAGAGAGAAGGCUGUGGCUGCUAGUGACCUCUUUGCUGUGGCUCUCAUUUGACCUUUCACCUCUGUCUGUUGGAAGCAGUACUUUUUACUGCCUCGUUGUCUUCUGUACAUCUUACUGGGUUUAAUUAAAAAAACAAAAGAAAAAACAACUCUGUUUAAAAACAGUUUAACACAAUACUAAACUGCUAAACAACUAGGUGUAAUCAGGUUAUCAAAAGCAAGUAAUCUCUCCUGCAUGGUAAAUCUAGACUUUUUUUCCCCUUGAUUGUCCUCAUGUUAGGUAUGUCACCAAUACAUGAUUUAAACUGAGCACUGAUGCUGGACUUCAUGAUUUUUACCCCUCCCUCUUUUUGGCAGGGCUUUGUCUCACUGUACGGUUUAAUUUGAUAUCUUAAACCUUUCUCCCCAUCUUUAACUGUUCAAGUAUGUCUGUUGUAACCAAGAAGUUUAUUGCUGUGAAAUGGCUUCUGGUGAUAGAGAAGGGGUUCUAUAACUGCUUUUGUUUUGUUUUUGUCAGAUAAAUUCCCUGUUGUGUGGGUGGCAUUUUUCUUGAGGAGGUUUGCUUCUGUCUUAGCCUUGUACAGGGAAAAUAUCCACUUAUCAGCUUCUCUCUUGUGCUUAAUUAAUAGCUUUAUUUUUUUUUUUACAUCAUUUUAUCCUUUUCUCUUUAGCAGAAAGUAAAUAUGUAUAAAUUUUGAAGGAACUGAACUAACAAUACAUUCUGUGUAUAUUAUUUUAAUGAAGAAAAUAAAUUGAUUACUGGCAUUGGAACAGUAUAAAAUACCAGUUUGUACAGUAAGACCUAUAUGUGACCAUGUUACUCCCUUCCAUUUCACACAAGGAAAUAGACACAACUGCAGUUCACAAGUAAUACUGGCUCCACCCAUUGGUGCUGGCAAUUUGGGGACAUUAUGCUGUAAAGAGCUCCUAGCGUGAGAGGAUUAACACUAGCUCAUCUUUGUUCAUCUUUGCACUGUGGCUUACCUGCAGAUUUUCUUAACUGUUCUUGUGCAAUCAACAAUGUGCAAACCUGCUUUUCUCUUUUUUGUAAACAUUUUGCAUUACAGGCUGCAUUUCUUGCCUUACUGUAUAGAAAAAGAAAAAAGGCUGGGUUUAUUAUUGCACAUUUUAAGCUUUUAUACCUUUAUCUUCUUGGAAUGGUUGAGAUUCUGAACCAUAGGUCUGCUGUUAAGGGAUUUUAAAUUGUGCAUUUUUAACACUACAGUGAAAUAAUUUAAGGUAUCCCUUGUGUUCUUAAGUAUGAAGUGCUAUUUUUGGUCAUGUUGGCAUAAAUUGUUUUAUAAAAGGCAAAGUGUUUCUAACAGUGUUUCAAUGUUUGUGCUGAUACAAAGUAAGUUAUUACUUGAGAUGGUUUGGCCACUGAAGAAUACAGUAUUGCAAGGGAAACAAUCUUAUUUCUUUAGAUAAGAAACUUAGGUUUUACCAAGUUCUUUACUUCUGUUGACUGAUUUCUGAGGUUAAAGAUCAGGCUGGGAAUUCAGAAGUUAUUGAAGUACAGGAUAGGUAAACCUCGGUAGAUUAUAUAAAAUACACUCAGCUCAACUGCUGUGUUUAAAAUACACAUUUUAAAUCCCUCUUUACAGACACUAAAGUAAAAAAAAUACAACUUUCUGGGUUGUAAACAUGGUAGUACCAGAGUAUUGUAUAGUCAACGUUAAAUAAAAGCCAAAACUGGAAUGUGCAGAAAAUAGGAUUUGGUUAAUUUGGGGACUCAUUUUUAUUUGUCUUAAACUUUUUUAAAAAGAAGAUUCCUGGAGUAGAUUGGUAUAUUCUGUUAAAGACUUACAGUGAUCCAUUUUGCUCACACUGUUGCAUCACAAGGGACUCACCCAGGGACCAUGACCUGCCGGUGUGUGUAUAUAUUUACAAAGACAAAACAAACCACCCAUUGGGAUAUAAGGUAGCAAUCACAAACUAAAGACCGUGGCUUGUUUAGGUGCAAUACCCUGAUUUCCAAAGUUAGUUACAGUGGGUCUUAUUGUUUUGUGACAGGAUUUAUUCAGACUGCUGUACUCUUCAUUUGAUGUAACAAAAUGCUCUUAAUCUGAAUAUUUGUAAAUAAAGUACCUGUAUCUAGAUUAAAU
This is a messenger RNA of Myotis brandtii (Brandt's bat), 2770 nucleotides long. It is a transcript of the gene RAB14, whose product is annotated as RAB14, member RAS oncogene family. Gene Ontology annotation, cellular component: Golgi apparatus; trans-Golgi network; phagocytic vesicle. The transcript is spliced from 7 exons. Gene Ontology annotation, molecular function: GTP binding; GTPase activity. The record is from RefSeq and is a predicted model, not a curated record. Gene Ontology annotation, biological process: phagosome maturation; defense response to bacterium; Golgi to endosome transport. Bases 42 to 689 code for a protein of 215 amino acids. NCBI's taxonomy places the organism in Eukaryota, Metazoa, Chordata, Mammalia, Chiroptera, Vespertilionidae.